Megalopta genalis is the source of this 7127-nucleotide messenger RNA. NCBI's taxonomy places the organism in Eukaryota, Metazoa, Arthropoda, Insecta, Hymenoptera, Halictidae. The record is from RefSeq and is a predicted model, not a curated record.
UUUUCUGUACGACUGCAAUCGUUGCAUGGAGUCAGUCGUUUCACGAAUACCGCGGGUGGUUUGCGCGAAUGCUCGCCGCCGCCUUUAACCGUUGCGCGACGGAUCGUCCGUCGUUUCGCGGUCCGAGGUUCGACCGCGUGUCUCCGACCGCUAUUCCCGUCUAGAUUUUCGUGCGAUUUUCUUCGUUGAUCUGAGUGACAAUCGUGAGCGAUGUAACCGUGCUCUGACGUCACACGGCUAAUCAAGUGCACACACGAACGCAACAUGGGCGCGCGCGCGCCUGCCACUCGUAUCCAUAUACACGGACGGCCUGCGUAGCUGCGCGCAGUGUACUACGUACGAACACGUAUAGAACUCUGCAUACGAGCAAACUGAUAGAACACAAAGAAGAGGGAAACAUCAUGAUCGCGAAGGACAGAGGAGAAAGAACGGAAGUGAAGAGAUAAGAAAGAAAGGGAGAUACACAUAAGUAUAUAUAGAACCAGUGUUAGAGAAAAGGGGUGAGGCGUAAGACGUAUACAAGGAGGACAUUUCACACUUGCACACGUCUGGUACGCGCUCAUGAGCCUUUCGCUUUAGAAAAUAUUACGCGUUCCGGUGUUACGAAGAAAACUACUUGAUGGUAAACAUCGAUGUUCUUUUUGUUACGUUCAAGAUUCUCGGGCAUCGACUUUUCUCGAAUGUUGUUUCCUCUGUGUCUUGUGGUCUCGUGCGUCGGACAAAUAUUUCGAAUUUACGACACGUGCAAGUCGAAGCUAUGAAAUAGAAUAAAGAAGAAAGAGGAAAGGAGCGAGAGAGAAGUAUCCACAUCUCGUGGCGCCCCGUUGUGUUUUUCUACGGAAAGCUGGGCUCGGAACCUGCAUGAACUUUCGGAGUGGAAGAAAACCAAGUACAUACAUACAACCAAAGAGACUUAAUUCCCGUGAUGGUGAAUGGUCGAAUUCUUACGUGUUUCGCGUGGCAUAAUCAGUGAAAUCGGCGAACCAAGCGAGUGAACCUUGAAUGAACGAUCUCCGAUGGAUGGAUAAGUUUCAUUCCAAUCGAACCGGAUCGACAAGAAUUACACCUCGCCGAAUCUGUAGAAACGGGAACGUAAGGACCGCCAGGGGACUGGACAGCUCGAUUUCGGUUCGGCGAUUCUUAAAGAAAGGAAGAGUCGUCUUUCACUGAAUAUUUAUAAGAGAUUCUACGUUUGGGAAAGCGGUGGAAAACCGAUCCGAUCGUUCCUAAACAGUGGCAACAGUGACUGAGCUCGUGCAGUAAAAAAGCAAAGAGAAACACAAGAGGGACAUCUAAGGUUUCUAUUACACGCUGAUAGAUUACGCGUGUAUAUUCGUGGCAAAAAGGAGACACAAAUGUCUCCCCAGUUGUACACAAGUUUGUGAAAACAAGUGAAGUGAGAGUAGAGUUCCGGCGAGAAGUAAACGGCUAAUGUUCGAAGGCGAGAAAGAAAUGAAGGUGACGAUACUCGGUCGAUAAGAAGCGUCCUGUAAAGUGCCAAUGAGAUAAAAAGUGUACUUUCCCCCCCGAAUAUUUCCGUGACAGUGAUUUGCUAAGUGACAGAGAGGCAGUGGGCAGUGUGACGGUGACAGUGAACAGUGGCAGUGCCGUGAGUAUUUCGACAAAGGGAUCGAAUGUCAGUGAACGAAGGCGAAAGUAAACGAUAAAACGAUGCGUUUAAGAACGCAGGUCCAGUCGGUGAGGGUUGCACGAGGAAAAGAAACUGUUCGUCUUCGUUGAUUUCGAAUUUGCCUCGUUUCGAUUACCGAAGUCCGCUGAAUUGUGCCAGUGUGAAACGUGACAGUUCAAACGUAAUAUUAUUUAUACUUGAUUUGAUUUUUCUUCUUUAGUCUGUAUAUGCUUCGGUUUUUCGUAAUUCUGGUUAAUUGAAUGCGACGAAUUAAAGAGUUGUUGUUGGUUACCGGAGGAAAGACAGAAAAUACAAGGAUCGUAACCUAUUAAUGGAUUUCGGUAGUGCCGGUAGUGAAUGUUAGUGGUGCGUUCGGUUAUUGUCGGUGGUGGUAUCCGCAUUGUUGGUGGUGUGGGCGUGCGGUGAAGGGUGGUUGUUGUGAUGUUAGCAGAUCGUGCAGAAAGAGACGACUGUAACUCUUAACUUAUUAUCACGGAUCUCCCUCGGCAGUUUGACGCUACAGCCAUCCUCGAUGAGAGGAGGCACAUGUCCAUUGCUGUCGCUGAAAAUGCAGGGCCUAGCCCGUGUGAACUACAGGACCCGCUGCGGGUCAAAAUGAGUGCGAUCACUGGCAGCAUCACCAAGAAGAGAAAGAAAUCCGAUGCCAAGCCACAGUCGCAAAUUAACAAGUGCCUUAACGAAAAGAGACGGCGGACCCAGGAGAACCUGUUUAUCGAUGAGCUUACCGAGCUGAUCUUCCCCACGGACAUGAGCUCUGGCAAGACUGACAAAUGCCAGAUCCUUCAGAGAACCGUCGAUCAGAUUCGGCACAUUAGGCAACAGGAAGGCUCGAACAGUCAUGCCGUUCAACAGGGGGAAGUGUCUUCAUCGAAUCGUAACAUACUGUCCAACGAUCAAGUUGGCUCUAUUGUACUUGAGGCGUUAGAUGGCUUUCUAUUUAUUGUAAAUACGGAGGGGCGCGUGGAGUACGUAACGGAAAAUAUAACACAAUAUAUAAAUUAUACGAAGGAUGAUGUACUCGGCAAGGAUAUUUAUAACAUUAUUCACCAUGGAGACCACAACACCUUCAUGCCGAGCUUGUUGCCUAUAUCAUUAGGCUGGACGAGCGAGCCGCAGCCCCAGAGGAACCGUACCUUCAAUUGCCGCUUCUUGGUGAAGCCUCCCGAUGAUAAAGAAGAGACUAUGGAAGAGAAGCAGCAACGAGUAUCGAAAUACGAGUCGAUGCAAAUCUGUUCAGCUCUUUUGCCAAGUAAUAGCGAUCGCCUGGAGAGCGGUGACGUAUCCUCUGAAUCCUCGGACAUCGGUCCUAGCGUAAUGUGCGUGGCUCGCAGGAUACCUCCGAACGAGAAACCCAUUGGUUCACUCAUCGAGCAGUUCACUGUCAAGUUGGACACCACGGGGAAGAUUAUUACGGUCGAUACCAGUGGGCUAUCGCUUCCUUACUCCAAGUACCUAAACAAGGUAAGGGACCUGAUCGGCACAACAAUAAAAGACUUGUGCCACCCCCAUGAUCUCAGUAAGCUAACUGCACAUUUGAACGAUACGCUUCAAGUCGGUCGGAGUACCAGCGAUGUGUACCGGCUACGCGUUAGUCCUGAUAAGUUCCUUAACAUUCAAACAAACUCGAAGCUUUUCAAAGCUAAUGUGAUGAACUCUACUGACUUCAUUAUGGCCACCAAUUCCAUCAUUGGGGACAAUGACUUAACGCCUAUCGAGGGUGGUCAGCUUUCCAACAACAAAGUGUGCUCAGGACACUCUAGUAACCGUUGUGCAAAUAAUAGUAAUAAUAAUAAUGGUAACAAUAAGAAUAACGUGGGUGGCCCGCUGAUGCCCGUGACACAUCUGAACGGUCAAGUGAGUGGUAUCAGUAGCCGGGGGUUGGCGGGUACAUCGUCGCACAGUGCCGCGACUUCGUCGAACUCGAUAGUAUUUAACGCGGCUGAGUCUUGUAACAACCCCCUGCCGUCGUUAAGUACCAGUAACUCGUUCAACCACUUUUUGGAGAAAAUGGACUUGGAAUUCGAGCUAUUCCGCAGUUCCCCAUGGGACUUGGAUAGCAGCAGCGGGUGGGCAGAUAGGCCCGAAUCGAGAGCGAGCGGGCCACCAAACUCACGACCAUCUUCCCAGCCAGCCCCGACAUCUCCGAGUCCCCAAGGAACGUUCUCCUCUAAUUCGGCGGUGGCGCCUCACUGCAGUCCCCUACGCGCGUUCAGCCCGACCUCAGGCAACGCGGCUCACACCUUCAGUAAUUCGUUCCCCUUCAGUCCGCUUCAGGAAUCACAGACGUCCUCCUUGACGAACAGCGCAGCUAGUAGCGUUAGCGCCAACGGGGCCGCCGGAUUGACGCCGAAGAGACAGGAUGAAGGGAAAACCGGAUGCUCGACGACCAAUCAAUCCGCCAUGGAGGCAGCCAACGCGAGAAACAACGCGACCUCCGUGGCCGGGACCGCCACGGCCGGCGGCCAGUCUAGUGCCGCAUCCGCGACUAUCGAAACUCAGAACAGUGUUGUGACCACCGGGUCCGGUAGACUAAGAAACUUGUUGACCAAGGGGGCUAGUGGUAGUGAAGACAGUCAGGACAAUACGAAUAACGAUUCCAACAGCCGAAACAAGCACCCGAUAUUGUCGGUCCUGUUGGACCAACAAGACGAGGACGAUUUCCAUCCGGAGCAUAAUAAUAAAGUGCGCACGAGUCCUAGCAACGUUCCGAAACCGAGCAUGGAACAUUCGAAAUCUACGCUUGGAAAUAAUAUGCUGUUACAGUUAUUGAAAACUGACGACGAAGACGAAGAAUCUUCUCAUCACGCCGGUGUGAAGAAGAAAAACGAACUUCUGCAUAAACUCCUGAAUGAUCAGGACGACGAGAGGAAAGUGCAGGAGCAGCAGUGUAAACCACAAACUCGGGAGGAAGAUAAGCUCUUGCAUAGUCUUGGAUUUCGGAACACCACGCCAUCCCCGUCUCAGUCAGGCGACAACGUCAGACUCGGUGGUUCGAGUCAGGUCGGACAAAAGAGACCAGGUGAUGACGGUGAUUUAAACAUAGCUGUGAAACGACCCAUGGACGGUUCGCACCAAGUAUCAUCCUCUGGUACACCUACGAAUGCGACGAGCAAGUUAUGGGAGAAAAACAAGAUGUUAGCCAGGUUGCUAGCACAGCAGCCUCCACAAGCAACCACCAUCCCACCUAUACCUGCGUCUGUGAUAUCGGCAACGCCACAGGAUAAACUGGUCCGUAUAAAACAGCAACCACCGCAGCCGACACAGCCACAACCUCAACAACAACAACAAGCGCAACAGCAACAACAGCAACCAUGGACUGGUGGCAGCAUGCAGUCGGUUGGUGGUAACAACACAAUUACGACAACCGCAACAUCCGCGCGGACUCCUCUCCAAAGCCAGUCAAGACAACUACCUCGUCCAACAACCAAUACCUACCUCAAUCAUAUGCUAAGUCAGCAACAAAGACCUCAAAUAGGUCAGAUGGAUUCGGAAUUUACAGGCAGCGGAGAGCAUCAUCAAACAAAUACUGAUCCAAGUGGUUGGGAUAACCAGUCGUCAGAUCCUGACCUUUCCGAUAUUUUGGAUCAAGUUAUUGAGUUCGUGCCGGAUGAAGCUAUUACAGAUUCGUCUGCGAUAGCAAAUCUCCUAGAUGUAAUCGAAACACCACAAAACAACGUAUUGAAUGAAAAAAUGGCGAUUAGCGCGAUUCAGAAGUCGUUGAUGUUAUGUGAGACUGCCGUAAAUCCAACGUCUUCCACCAUAACAAUUCCUGGCACGCCUCCAGCUUACUCAACUGCGUUAACUACACCAGUAACGACGAGCCAUAGUUAUCAACCUCCGCCUAUGUAUCAGCAGCAGACUAGGAUGAGGAACACCACGCAGCUAGUCAGGCAAAACACCGCUCAAUUUACACAACAACAGCAAUUACAACUGCAUCAGCAACGGGCAAAAAUAAUGCAACAGCAGCAGCAACAGCAGCAAUUAAAACAGAGGUUGUUGCAGCAACAGCAACAGCAACAGUUACUUAUUCCUUCCAACGCUACAGCUACGGACCAAAUUACAACCGGCAUUCAGAACAUUGAUAAUCUUCUAAAUAAUACUGUUGCGCCAAACGUAUCGUUACAGCGAUCGAGUGUUCCAGAUUCGCAAGUUUCUCCAGGUUAUGGGGGAUCCGUCCAAAUGCCUUCCUCCGGUCAUCGACUCGCACAUUCGUACUCCCAUCCGUCUACGUUACCACAACACCCCAUUGUAAACAAUAAUUUCAACAGUGGGCAACAAGUGUCCGCUGCAGCACGACUCUCGCCGCAUUCUCCUGCUGGUAUUCUGUCAUUCUCCCAUCCGCAGCCGUUGUCACCACGUGUGACGCAAGGCAACUAUGGUAAUACCCCGAGACUGUUCAACGUUAAUCAGGUGAGAACGCAGCAACAACCUACCACGCAGCAGCAGUUGCAGCAACAACAGAGAUCGAUGUCUUCGCCAGGAACUCCAGCAUCCGCUCGGCAGUCUCCAUUUCCGGCGGAGACCUUUCCCCCACCUACUUCUCCCACAGCUAGCCAAUUUCCCCCUGGUCCUAAUCCUGGUGCACCAAAUCCUUCUGCCCAAUACCGGUUACAAAGGACGACGUCCACACCUUCGGCUACGACUCAGUUGCCAGGUGGGCUCGGUUCGCCCCGGCACUACGGCGGAGUGAGUAAGGAACAACCUCUUCUUUCACCUAGUCAUCCACAUUCGGGUUGCCCGGCAACACCGACUCACAAUCAACAUAAUGUAACGAAUACCCAACAACACUUCUCCAACCAACAACAUUCUUCUAUGAUAUACCACACGACCGCCAAUACAAUCAACACAGCAGACAUGCAGAACAAUCAGUUCUGUUACGAUCGGACGUCUGUUCCACUCUAUUCGUCAGGGCCUGGGGAUACGCAGGACGCCAGGUCUCUACCUCCCGGUAAUCCUGUCAAUCACCAGUUGGGUGGAAACGCAAGCAGCACCUCAGAGUUCGUCAGGCAAGAAUUGAGAGCGAUCGUUGGUGCACGGACGCAACAACAGCAACAGCAGAGGGUACCGAACAACCUACAGAACAACCUACCUGGCCAAGUUUCUCAGGAUGAUCUUGAUGCACUUGGUCUCAACUUCGAAAUGGGUUCUCCAGGUGAGGCUGUGGUUAGCGAUGGCCCUGCAAAGAGCUGGGCCAUUGGGAGUGCCGGAAGUGCCCCCUCGUCCUCCAGGACUUCUACGGAGGAAGUGGCACGAGGUGAUCCAAAGGUGAACCAGUCAUCGCUGUUACAGAAGCUGUUGUCCGAGUGACUGCAGGCCAAUAAUACCUUGCACGGUAACGGGAUCUAUGUAAUAUAUGUUUGAACAUAAACGUAAACGGGGAACGAAGAAGAAAGCCGGGUGGAACGCCGCGCUGCGUGGAACAACCGGGAAGAUGAAACGAGAAGAAGAAGAGGGAAGAGAGAAAAAAAGAAGAGGG